UACUCGCUCUUGACGGUGGUCACACAGACAGGGGAUUCGCUGUCAAGAGGGUGGAUGUCUAAAGCUGGAAAUGACCUAGAGGCCUUACAGAUACAUUUGUGCUUUUGUCGCUCUAAUCUGCAUCCGCGGAGAACAGCGAGAUCUGGAAGCAUACUUGUUUCCGCAGUGAGUAAUAUCUACCUCAGCCAGCAGACAGGGGAGAGACCAGGAAGCUGCUGGAGACUCCAGACAGGCAGACGGAGCUAUCAGCUGGCCACUUGCUCACUGCCCGCAGAGUCCUGCUUUGUGAAGAGGAUUUGAGACGGACUGGAUCUGUCUGCCCUUCGCCUCCCACUCCUCCUCUACCAGCCGGUGCAGAAGCAAAGCCGAGGCCACAUCCUCUGAUUCCAGCAUUUACACUUGAUUUUUUUUUUUUUUUUAAGUACUGUCAUUUCCCUCCGUACUGUUGACCAGUGUGUCAUUUUCCUUGGAUUCAUUUUUCAUUUUUGCUUUCAGCUUUUAAAAGGAUUUUCUAUUUUUUAUUAGUGCAGGCUGGUGUAGGUUUAUAUAUGUACAUACAUAUGUGUAUAUACUCUAUAUACUGUAUGAAGAAGGAAUUGUUUUGCACCAUUCUGAAGGAAAGUUAAUGCGCUUUAAAACUUGGCUGUUGUACUCCUUUGAAAUUAAGGAGUGUUUUUGACUCUUUCUCUCUAUUAUGAUCAUUUUGUCUGAAGCUGGAAACAGAGAAUCUGGAGGUGUGUCUUUGCUGUUUUUUACACUUGGCCUGACAUAUCUGCAGCAGGGCUGCAUGUAAGCAUUUCGCUUAGCCUGCCAGUCUUUUUGAUCGCCCUCUGACCUCGCCCACUUCUGUGCUGCCACUCUACUAGGCACACUGAGAUGAGCCUCUGGCAGGUGGAACCCCUAGGCUGUCUUUUUACAUGAUUUGAACAGUUUCAGGAUUGUUGGGUUUGGUGUUUUUUUGUAAAGCAGACAAGAGCACUUUGCGUGGAAAAGUAAACUAAAAACAGGAGCUUCCGGUGCUGUUGCACCACUUAUGUAUUGUUGUAGUGCGCAGGAAAGUAAAAUGGACUACAAGCGUCGCUUUUUGCUCGGCGGGUCCAAGCAGAAAGUGCAACAGCACCAGCAGUACCAGAUGCCUGAGCUGAGCCGGACCCUGAGCGCCUCCUUGGCCUCCUCUUGCUCGGCCUCUUCGCCCAUGGGCACUGGGGUGGGCAUGCCCGGCAGCUGCCACCCACCUCCUUCUGCCACCACCACUGCGGUCGCCGACAUCCAGCAAGGCAUCUCUAAAUAUUUGGAUGCCCUCAACGUGUUCUGCAGGGCCAGCGCCUUCCUCACAGACCUGUUCAGCAGUGUGUUCAGGAACUCUCACUAUUCCAAAGCAGCUAUGCAACUGAAGGACGUGCAGGAACACGUCAUGGAGGCGGCCAGCAGGCUGACUGCAGCAAUAAAGCCUGAGAUCGCCAAGAUGCUGAUGGAGCUGAGUGCUGGGGCUGCAAACUUCAAAGACCAGAACGACUUCAGCCUGCAGGAUGUUGAGGUACUGGGUCGGUGCUUCCUGACGGUGAUGCAGGUCCACUUCCAGUUUCUAUCACAGGCUUUGCAGAAGGUCCAACCUGUGGCUCAGUCCUGUCUGGCAGAGGCUCUUGCCCAGGCCCAGGAGCGUUGUGCCAACGCCCGCUCCCAAAGCUCCAACCUGGGGCCCCUCACAGAGCUGGAGGAAGCCUCCCGCUCAUGGAAAAGUGCAGCUGAGGCCACGGCGCGGCUGAGAGAGAGGGGCCGGGAUGGCUGCCUGGCAGGCAUCCAGGUUCAGCAGCUCUUCUGCUCCAACAACACCACCAUCCCUGAGCACCAGCUGAAGGAGCUCAACAUGAAGAUUGACAAUGCUUUACAGGCCUAUAAAGCAGCACUAGAGAGCCUGGGCCAUAGUGAGUAUGCACUGAAGGCCGGCUUUCAUCUUAACCCCAAAGCUGUGGAGGCAGCCUUAGAGGGCUGCUGCAGUGAGGUGGAGGCCCAGCAGGCAGGGAGGAUGCAAACCACCUCCCAGCCCAUCCAGUGUGAGCUGCCCACCAUUCCUGUGCAGAUUGGCUCACAUUUCCUCAAAGGAGUGUCCUUCAAUGAGUCAGCGGCUGAAAACCUCAAACUGAAGACGCACACGAUGCUGCAGCUCAUUAAGGAGGCGCUGGGCCAGAACGGAGUGACCCCCAGGGACGACUCUCCCGUCACAGAGGUCCUCAACCAUGUCUGCCCAUCCAGUUGGAGAGGAGCCUGCAAGACAGCUGUUCAGCUGUUGUUUGCCCAGGCUGGUCUGGUGGUUGUUGAUACAGCACAGAUUGAGAACAAGGAGGCGUAUGCUCCCCAGAUCACACUGGAGGGCUCCAAGGUCGUGGUCCAGGUUCCUUCUACAUGGUGUCUGAAGGAGGACCCAGCCACCAUGUCCUUGCUCCAGCGAAGCUUGGACCCAGAGAAGACGCUUGGUCUAGUAGACAUGCUCUACACAGCAGUGUUUGACAUCAACAGAUGGAAGGAGAGAAAAGAGCAGGCCUUGCCCACUAUUCAGAUACAGCUGCAGCGGGAGAGCCCAGACUAUGGUGGCCAGGCAGAUCUGCCUCCAGGCACCAGCUCUAAGACCUCCAGUGGACUGCCCAAAACAAUAUCCAAGCUCACUUCCAAGUUCACCAAGAAGGUCUCAUCCAGCUCUAAUAGUGGGGGCAGUUACUCCAUCCCUAGCACCCCAUCUCGCAGCAUGCUAACCAGUAGCUCGGAGGAUAAGGCCAAGAGUCUGGGCCACAGCGACGGGAGGCUACAGAGUAUCCUGCAAAUGGGAAGCCUGUCCUGCACCCAAGACUCUACACAGCAAGGCCAGUUAGCCAAUGGCUCGGUGUCCGAGGACCAGGGGAUGAACCUGCCGACUGACCAAGAGAUGCAGGAUGUCAUCGACUUUCUCUCAGGAUUCAACAUGGGUAAAUCCCAGCAGGCCUCGCCCCUGGUCAAGAGGAGGAACUCUGUGGCGUCCGCAAACCCCGCUGAGCUGAAGCCACCUAGUGGACCUCCGCCAACAUCCCAGUCCAUCUCUCACAGUGCCCUGCAGCCCCCAGCUCAGACCCUGCCCCAGCCUCCAUCUGUGCAGAAGCAGCAGCAGCAGCCUCAGCCACAACCGCAGCCAGCUCCUCCGCAGCAACAGCAGCCCCAGCAGCAGCAGCAGCCCCCUCCUCCACCCCAACAGCCGUCUCCACAAGCCCUGCAGUUCUACCAGCACCUCGUGCAGCCCAUCAGUCAGCAGCAGCCACCUCCUCCUCAGCUUCCUCCUCAGCAGACCCCGCCACAGGUCCUGCCACAGCAGAGAGUGGCAAGCAAGUGGCUUGGCACAUCUGGGCAACAACCUCCACCGCAAGGCCCCCCAGCAGGGCUGUCACCUCUGGGUCCCAUCGGGCAGUGGGGAUCCCCUGGACUACCAGAUCUGAGCUCGGACUUGUACAGCCUGGGCCUGGUCAGCACCUACAUGGACAGCGUCAUGUCAGAGAUGCUCGGUCAGAAGCCGCAGGGGCCCCGCAACAACACUUGGCCCAACAGGGACCAGAGCGAGGGAGUAUUUGGUGUCCUGGGAGACACGUUGCCAUUUGACCCAGCAGUUGGCUCUGACCCGGAGUUUGCACGUUACGUCGCCGGCGUCAGUCAGGCCAUGCAGCAGAAACGGCAGGCGCAGCACAUCCGCCACCCUAGCAACACACGCAGCAACUGGCCAAUGCCUGAUGAGCAGCACAGGGCCUGGUCCCACCCUGAGUAUUACAGUGAGGGUGAGGCCGUGAACAGCAGCUGGUCAGCCAAUCAGGGGGACUCAGCCAGCUCCAGCGAUGAGACGUCUUCAGCCAAUGGUGACAGCCUGUUCUCCAUGUUUUCUGGGCCAGACCUCGUAGCGGCAGUUAAACAAAGGAGAAAACACAGCUGUGGUGAGCCGGAGGUGUGCACCCUGCCCUCACCACCACUCCAUCACAUCGGCGAUGAUAACCAAGACUCCAAAACUAAAACCUGGCCUCCCAAAGCACCAUGGCAGCACUCAACCCACACCAACACCAUGCCCAAUCCCAGCUCUUCCUUGUAUCAGAUGAACAUCCCUCCUUCCUCCCAGUGGAGCGACUCCAUGCAGAUGCUGCAGUCCCCGGUGUGGUCCACUGCCAGCGACUGCUCCCCCUCCACCGGCAUCUCCUCUGGUUUUCCCUUCACCCAGCAACAGCAACAGCAACAGCAACAGCAGCAGCAGCAACACAAACCCAUGACCAAGGGCUUUAAAUCCUUCCCCCUCAAACACGAGCACAGGCCCUCCUACCUUCACCAGUACUGACCAAUCUAAUGUUGAACGAGUCCACGGUGAAGUGCCACGGAGGACCUGUAGCUCUGUUAGAUGAGCCACUGAGUGGGCCGAGCUGCAGCCUUUUACAGUCCACACCCACUGAAUUGGAAGAUUUCAAAGCCUCAGAGGCAAAAAAAAAAAAAAAAAAAUUAAGUAAUACACACUGGCUCGACAUUUU
Messenger RNA from Toxotes jaculatrix (banded archerfish), 4526 nucleotides. Its product is annotated as granule associated Rac and RHOG effector protein 1-like. Bases 1034 to 4339 code for a protein of 1101 amino acids. Gene Ontology annotation, biological process: Rac protein signal transduction. Lineage: Eukaryota; Metazoa; Chordata; Actinopteri; Toxotidae. The transcript is spliced from 14 exons. Gene Ontology annotation, molecular function: CCR4-NOT complex binding. The record is from RefSeq and is a predicted model, not a curated record.